UUCACUUCCGGCGCUCUGGCCGACUCGCGCGCUACUCUGUGGCCUCUCGGGUUCCCUCUAGCUGCAUUCUGGAGGACCGCGCUCGGUUUCUUUUUGGCGGCGGGAGGCCCCGCAGCCGCGGCUGAGCUGGAGGAAAGAUGGCGGCAGCGGUGCGGCAGGAUUUGGCCCAGCUCAUGAAUUCGAGUGGCUCUCAUAAAGAUCUGGCGGGCAAAUAUCGUCAGAUCCUGGAAAAAGCCAUUCAGUUAUCUGGGGUAGAACAACUUGAAGCUUUGAAAGCCUUUGUGGAAGCAAUGGUAAAUGAGAAUGUCAGCCUCGUGAUCUCUCGACAGUUGCUGACUGACUUCUGCACACAUCUCCCUAACCUGCCAGACAGCACAGCCAAAGAAAUCUAUCAUUUCACCUUGGAAAAGAUCCAGCCUAGAGUAAUUUCAUUUGAGGAGCAGGUUGCUUCAAUAAGACAGCAUCUUGCAUCCAUAUAUGAGAAAGAAGAAGAUUGGAGAAAUGCAGCCCAAGUGUUGGUGGGAAUUCCUUUGGAAACAGGACAAAAACAAUACAAUGUAGAUUAUAAACUGGAGACUUACCUGAAGAUUGCUAGGCUAUAUCUAGAGGAUGAUGAUCCAGUCCAGGCAGAAGCUUACAUAAAUCGAGCAUCGUUACUUCAGAAUGAAUCAACCAAUGAACAGUUACAGAUACAUUAUAAGGUAUGCUAUGCACGUGUUCUUGAUUAUAGAAGAAAAUUCAUUGAAGCUGCUCAAAGAUACAAUGAGCUCUCUUAUAAGACGAUAGUCCAUGAAAGUGAAAGACUAGAGGCCUUAAAACAUGCUUUGCACUGUACCAUCUUAGCAUCAGCAGGACAGCAGCGUUCUCGAAUGCUUGCUACUCUCUUUAAGGAUGAAAGGUGCCAGCAACUUGCUGCAUAUGGGAUCCUAGAGAAAAUGUACCUAGAUAGGAUCAUCAGAGGAAAUCAACUUCAAGAAUUUGCUGCCAUGCUGAUGCCUCACCAAAAAGCAACUACAGCAGAUGGUUCCAGUAUUUUGGACAGAGCUGUUAUUGAACAUAAUUUGUUGUCUGCAAGCAAAUUAUAUAAUAAUAUUACCUUUGAAGAACUUGGAGCUCUUUUAGAGAUCCCUGCAGCUAAGCACGAGAAGCCUUGCCAACCUGGGACAAACAGAUUCAAUCACUUUGUUUCCAAGUGAAUAACCUUUUGGAGAAAAUCAGUCAGACAGCACCAGAAUGGACAGCACAAGCCAUGGAAGCCCAGAUGGCUCAGUGAGCCCUUACAGAACUCUGUGCACACUACUUCCUUUUCCAUGUUGUACAGAUUAAUUUCACUUGUCUCCAGAGCAUUUGCAUCAUGACCUUACACAUUUCAAUCCCUUUUAUUCUGGAUUCUACUUAAGGAAGACAUUGUUAGAGCAAGAAGUGCAAGCAUUUAAAAAUAAUGUAGUUCCCAUAUAUUUAGGGUCUCUGUGUAUCAAGCUAACUCAGAUGUUUUGAAAGCUUUUUUCUUUAAAUGGAGUAAGUGAAAUAUCUGUGACUAAAAAGUUUGGAAUUUGUGAUAACUUUGUAGUCAUGUAAAACUUAAUUGCUUUGUGCCUCUCCAAAUGUGGUUAUUCUAAUAAAUGGAGAAUUGAGCCAAAUAAAAAUAGUACUUUGUUUUUAAUUAGCGAGCAAUAUUUUUUCACUUUUAAAUCAGCAGGCAUUGAUUUAUACUGUAUUCUGGAAAUACAGAGGUAAAAAAUUUGUUCACCAGGCAUUCAGAGCUAAUAGACAGUAGGUGUAAUACUUGAAGUUGCACAAAGUACUAGAACACAU
Loxodonta africana (African savanna elephant) is the source of this 1815-nucleotide messenger RNA. It is a transcript of the gene COPS4, whose product is annotated as COP9 signalosome subunit 4. Gene Ontology annotation, cellular component: COP9 signalosome; cytosol. The record is from RefSeq and is a predicted model, not a curated record. The transcript is spliced from 9 exons. Lineage: Eukaryota; Metazoa; Chordata; Mammalia; Proboscidea; Elephantidae. Bases 138 to 1196 code for a protein of 352 amino acids.